AUGGAAGACCUUCCAAUGAAUGAUACGAGUCCUGACAAGUUUAAGGAGCCCAUUGAAUACUUCGCCGACCUUACUUCUGAUGCUGCAGCAGACCAUCAGCCCAAGGAAAGGGAGCAGAGUAUGGACGACUCAGGACCCUCAACGCCUGCGCAUGACAUGGAUCCGCUCGAGGACAGUGACAAAAUUCGAGUCAUCAAGCCCUACGAUAUCGAAGAGCCUGAUGAUGAGUUAGAAACUAGCCUACCCAGGGUAGAUCGACUAUGCCUCCCGGAUCGGUUCGAACGAUGGCAGCGCGACUUGACAGACUACCUGAAUGACAUGGGCUACGAACCCGAUGGAUCGAAUAGCAAUACAAUUAUUUCGGCGCGAAAGAGAGGACAGAAGAGAAAGCCAGCCCACAACACUCUCGCUACACAACAAUGCUACCCGUUUUUCGCACAAGGACAUGCGUCGGCCGAGACCCAGACCGAGGUUCAUGAGCAUCGUCCCAAAAGGCAAAGGUUUAGCGAAAUUCCAAAGUGGCAUGCUCAAGACAUAGACUCAUUUGGCGCUUUCCGGGAAGCCAACGAGAAUGAAAGCUCCGGUUCGGAGACAGCAUCGAUCGACUUGAACGGCAACGACCCCAUGAACAACUGGCCCAUGGCCGAUGAGAUGGAUAUCGACUGA
Messenger RNA from Penicillium roqueforti, 666 nucleotides. RefSeq lists its product as uncharacterized. The coding region runs from base 1 to 666 and encodes 221 amino acids. The transcript has a single exon. NCBI's taxonomy places the organism in Eukaryota, Fungi, Ascomycota, Eurotiomycetes, Eurotiales, Aspergillaceae. The record is from RefSeq and is a predicted model, not a curated record.